Molecule: messenger RNA, 1377 nt
Organism: Danio rerio (zebrafish)
Lineage: Eukaryota; Metazoa; Chordata; Actinopteri; Cypriniformes; Danionidae
Source: RefSeq, a predicted model, not a curated record
UUGGUGUUUGAAUUAUUCCCUGAAACAACCACAUAUAUUCUGUGCUUUAUAUCAAAGUGUGUCUACAGUAGAUUCUGAUUAAAACACAGAGAGCAACAUUAAUGAUGUUCCUGCUUGUGCCUCUUCUCCUCUGUGCUUUUCCUCCUUCAGCUGCUGAAGGCCGACUGAGACAGUUCUACAUAAUGAAGCAGAGGAGUAACAAUACAUCUGCUGCUCAGAGUUUAUGCAGAGUAAACUACACUGACCUCGUCACAAUUUAUGACCAACAAGACAAUAUUAAAUUACAGCAACUGCUCAAUAGCAGCAGCUUUCAGCAAGGCUGGAUUGGUGCUUAUAGAGGAAACUACAGUCUAAAAUGGUCAAAUGGUGAUGAUGUUACAUACAGUAGAUAUUCUCCAAGCUAUUCAGAUCAAACUCGCUGUGCUGCUUUGAAUGCUAAUGGAGACUGGGAAUCUAUCCUGUGCAAUGAGACAAAACACUUCAUGUGCUAUGAACAAGAUGGAGAUGGAGGAACAACCUACAACUACUUAUUAAUCCCUCAAAACAAAAACUGGUCUGAUGCUCAGCUUUACUGCAGAGAGAAUCACACUGAUUUAGUCUCUAUUAGAAAUGAGGAGGAAAAUACCCUGGUGAAGAACAAUGGAACACAGAGUAAUACUGCUUUCUGGAUCGGCCUGCUGAAUGACAAUGUGAACUGGAGAGAUGGAGGACCAUCCGCUUACAGAAACUGGUUUCAGGAGUUUGAGCAGAGCAGACCUAAUGCUUUCAUGAGAUUAACUGAUGGGCGGUGGACAAGAGCUGAUAUCAAUAAUAACUAUCCUCUGUGCUACAAGAGCUUCAUUCAUGUGAGUCCUGCUGAGAUGUCCUGGGAAGAUGCUAUGAAUUACUGCAGCUCUCAGUUUUCUGGAGCUCUGUGUCUGGAGUCUGAGAACGAUCAGACAGAAACGCAGCGAGAGUUAAACAGAAAUAAUAUCUCUGCUCCAGUUUGGGUGGGUCUCAGACAGAGCCGACUUUUCGGAUUCUGGAUGUGGAUCAAUGGUCUUCAAGUGAGAAACUGGACAAACUGGAAAGGAGGAAAGGCUCCUGAAGCUGCGCUUUCUCAACACUGCGCUGCCAUGGAGAAGGUGAACGGACGAUACACACUGACUGAUAAAGACUGCAGGUCUACAUUCAGAGUUGUGUGUGAGAAAAACUAGUGAACACAAAUUCACAGAGUAGAUCCUGGAUUAACUAAUCAGAUUUCAGGUUAAAUUUAGAUGUAUGAUUACACUGGUUAGUGGUUUCUACACUAUUAAUAUUCAGCUAUUCUUGAUAUUGAACAUUUAUUAUUAGGUUUAGUAUGUUUUUUUGACAUAAAUGGAAAUUAAAAUAUAUUGA